Molecule: messenger RNA, 538 nt
Organism: Lecanosticta acicola
Lineage: Eukaryota; Fungi; Ascomycota; Dothideomycetes; Mycosphaerellales; Mycosphaerellaceae
Source: the annotation of a GenBank genome assembly
AUGGGCCAAUACUCCGCAGCGGUUCCCAGUGAUGGCCAAGUGAGACCAGAAAUCAAAGAAUUCUUUGCGCGCUUCUACGCCAUCUCGGACACACCAGAUGGACAUGAGAAGUAUGCAGACAUGUUCACAAAGGAUGCAACGCUUAUAAUGGCCUCUAACGGCGUAAGUGGACGCGACGGUGAGUUUUCAAGCUUAGAUUACUGUUCUUCUUCAACAUAUUCUAAUAGAGAAAAGCCAUUAUACAGAUGCGUCAUGGCAUGUGGGAGAAGGUUGCCAAGCGCUCUCAUAAGCCGAAGCAGCUCUACUCAUUUGGAGCGAGUUCGGACGACAUCAUGCUUUUCGGCACCGUAGACUACGAGCUGAAGGACGGCAAAGGCACCACUGUUGAAUGGGCUGCUCGAGCGCACUUUAGCAAGGCUGUGGGAGAUAUAAAGAUGGACUUCUAUCAGGUCUACCUUGUAAGCCUUUCCUGUUAUCUUACUUACUUUGUAAACUUACUGGUACCUAGGACACUGCCGCAAUGUCAAAAGCAAAGUAA